AUGGGCUUAAAAUUCAAAAAUAGCCUUUUUUGUAAUAUAAUAGCUGCAAUCUGCUUAACUGUGUAUCUAAAAAGAGCCAAUUCUUAAAAUAUUAGGUAAUUAAUUGAUUAACCUAUAGCAGGCCUAUGUAGCACUGAUGUUUUGACUAAUUCAGAUGUUUUAUUAUUUAACUAAGCAGGAAAUUAAAUUCCAAAAUCCUAAGUAGCUGGAGAUUAAAACUUUUCAAUAAAAUUCCUGGCUAACUUACAAAGUAAUUCAGCAACUAGCAGCUGGUAGAGAAUAUUAGCAUUGAAAGAUGGUAAUGGAAAUAUGAUAUAUGAAUUAUUGAUACAAAAUGAUCUAAGUAAUGUCAAAAUGAGACUAAAUUAAGUAGAUUCAAACAGCCUUGAUGUUUCUAAUCUAAAUCUAAAUGGUAAAAAUAGUAUGUUUGAUUUAUCUUUUUAGCAAAGCGCGAUAGUCUUGAAUAUUUAUGACUCUUCUUUUUCUAAUGCUCUCACUUUAAAUGUUAAUAAUCCUCCAACGUACGAUAUAACAAUUAUUAACUUAAUUCUACUUAAUAUUUCUGAUGGAAAUUCUAUAUAUAAUAUGUGUGGAUCAAUACAAAAUGUAGUUUUUGUAGCUGGAACAUAGAAUUCAAAUGACUCUUAUGACCUAAAAGAUUUAGUAAAGUAUUAAGGCUAAGCUAGGCUCCUUCUCCACUAUGAUUUUUAGUUGUAUUCAGGGAAUAUUGUUACUGAUCUAAGCGGCUACAGGAAUAAUGGAAUGCUGAGUGAGUUUUCAACUCCUUAGGUGCAAUUAAGCUCUAGAGGAAUACUCUCUUUUUAAGGUUAUAGCUAACUUUAAGUAUCGCCUUUCAAGUUUGCAAACAGUUAAUACCCAAGUAGCUUCACAAUAUCUAUGCAAUUAAGAGUUAAUACAUAUUUAAAUAAUAUGGCGUUCUUUCAAAGAUUAAGCAAAUUUAAUCAAUAACAGCUAUUAACAGUUCAGCUGUUAACAACAGGAAGCAACAAUUAAUUUUAAAUUUAAGUUUGUUUAUCUAAUAACUCUGAUUGUGUAAAAACCUCCUUAACUCUACUAAAUUUAGGUUAAUUCCAUAGAUUAAUUAUGGUGUUCAAGUAAAACCCUAACUUAGUAACAAGCUCACAGUAAAUUGAUUUCUAUUUAGAUGAUAAUUCUUUUGAGAAUCUAUCAUUCACUUCUACUGUAUAUUAAGAAGAUAGUUCAGAUUAAAUUAUUUUCAGUACAACUUAAGGAAGUUUUGAUUUAGGAUUUUUCUCUGUAUCAAGUGGAGUUUAUGUUAAUAAAGUCAAUCAACUAGUUAGCAAUUGCGCAAUAGUAAUAGGGUCUGAGUAACCAAUUUGCUUUACAUGUUAGGGUGCUUAUUAUAGGUAUGAAGGAAAUUGUUUACCUUCAUCUUCAACUACAGAUUUAAAUAAUAACUAACUUUAAUAAAAUUCAAUAAUCUUAAGUUUCGUUAAACUAUGCGAUAAGAAGUGCCAAACCUGUAAUCCUUUAUAACCAUCACAAUGCUAUACUUGUUCAACGGAUAGAAUAAACAACCCUCCAAGAUGUUAAUGCCCUUCUCACACUUUUGAUUUACCAGAAACUUCAUAUUGUCCAUCAUUUGUAGCCAAUAAGAGAUUAAAUAUUGGAGAGAUUUAAGUUACUUAAAGCAGUUCUUUAACCUAUAGCUAGAGAGUGAUAUUUAGAUAUCCUUUGAAUUGUACCCCAAUGAUAUAACUAAGCAUUGUUAACGUCUAAGAAAACUAUCAUGCCUCCUCUUAGACCCAAUCUGUAAUGAUGUAUGCAGAUGAGCCUACAUCAAAUUCAUUUUUAUUAAAUGUUUUAUUUUAAGGCAAACUUUAAAGUCUAGCUAUUAAGUAUAUUGCUAGCUGUGAUCCCAAUAUUCAAGAUGGCGGAUAAGUUAUUUGGAAUUCAUCUACAAGUAUUCCUGUUUCUAGAAAUAAGUAUGUUUUCAGCAUAACCCCUUAGUUAAGUACAUAGAGCAUUAUACUAUUCAUUUAGGGUUAUACUAAAUCUAUGAAUUCUUAACAAUAACCAUUCAAUUUGAUUUCUUGCCAGUUCAACUCAUCUACAAAUAAUAUAGAAUGCUAAAUUACAAAUGAUUACUAUUCUUAAUUGGCUAUUGGAUGGAUAGGAAUAGGGAAUAAUUUGUAAAUGCCAUCAACAAUUUAUAGCACAUAAAUAAACAGUAAUUCAAACAUUUAUUUUGACAAUAUGACAGGUCAAAAAAAUCUAUAGCAGUAAUUAAAUUUGGGUGCUGUUAAAUAUAUUCCUAAUAAUUUGAAUUGGUUCGGUGGAAUCAACAGCUUUGUGUAUAAUGGAGUUAUUUCAUUCGGGCUAUCUGAGUAAUAUAAUCCUGUAAUGUAGAUUUUAUCUUAAAACAUAUAAAUAAAUUCUUAAACCUCAGUCAAUUAACAAGGGUUAGUAGCUUCAGCCAUUUUUAAUUCUAUAUUAUGCCCUAAUUACUGCCAAAUAUGUUAGCCAGAUGAUCCCUAUAAAUGUGUCUAAUGUAAUAUGCCAAUUAACUAAUGUACUUUAGACUUAAGUACUUGUAAAGGAUAAGAUCUCUAAAAUAAUUAGUAAAAUUAAGUAUAUUGUAGUGAUAUUUAUGGAUUAUGCUAAUCCGUAACAAGUGGUAAGUGCUAAAUUUGCCCUUUAAAUUACAUAAUGCUAAGUUCAGGAAACUGUUAAUAAGUACAAAGCACUGCUUUAGGCUAUAGUUAUAAAGAUUACACAUAGAUUAAUUUUUAGAAUAAAAAUUUUUUAGAAUGUGAUAUAAAUUGCACUUCUUGCAUCCCCUCUUUCUAGAACCCCAGCUAGUUUAUCUGCACGGUAUGUAGAUAUGGAUUCUACUUACUUCCAAACAUGUUAAAUUGUGUUGCUUGCCCGAUGUUUGACUAAAAUUCUUAGAUAUGUUCUAAUAAUUGCAAGUAUACUUGUUUGAAUUGUCUUCUUUAGGAUUAACUUUGGGUUGGCAAUAUGUAAUGUACUUAAUUUGUGGAUUAGUCAAAUAACUUAAAUCAGUUAGGUGUUUAGUAUUUCUAAAUUGUUGGAAACUCUCUUUAAAUUAACCCUUAAAGUCCCUGCUCUUAAGGUUGUGCAGCUUGCAACAAAGAUGGAACAUGCAUCUAAUGCUAGUCUGGAUAUUCACUAUAAAGUAAUGGAACAUGUGUAAAGUGUGGAAACAAUUGCUUAUAAUGUUAACAGUUAUAUUCUGGAAAUCAAUAAGUUUUGAUAUGUACUUAGUGCAUGUAAGGUAGCUCGAUCGACAUUUAGAAUUCUUCCUAAUGUUUGAAAUGCUCAUUAACAUGUGCAAGUUGUGAUACAUAUUCUGAUUUACUAGGAAUUAACUUAAUAGAAUACACGAUGAACUAAUUUAAUUAAUUUUUUAACAUCUUAUUUGAUAAAAGCUCAUUUAUACAAAGAUGUUUGAGUUGCAUAGACAUAAACAGCAUAGUAUCUGCAGAUGGGUAAAACUGUGUGAGCAAAAUUUAAAAUUGUUAAUUCGAUGCAUUUGGAACCUAAGCGAUGCCUAUGACUUAUUAACAAUACUUCAAUUUAACUUUAGUUAGUCAAGCUACUACUUCUCACCUUUGCUAUUAAUGUGUUUAAGGAUAUACUCUUUCUAGUGAUUAAAAAUCUUGUGUUUAGGGUUGUUCAAUUACUAAUUGCUAAAGUUGUGCUUAAAACUAAUAAGGUAAAGUCUACUGCUAAAUAUGUCAAAAUGGAAUGUAUUAUGAUAAUACAUAGAAUUUAUGUACAGGGAGCUGCUUAAAUAACUUAUUUAACUGUUAACUUUGUAAUAAAAAAACAGGAAACUCUGCAACAACAACAUCUUACAACUAGUGCCUGUAGUGUUCAUAAGGAUUUUAUGAUUACUAAAACUCUUAAAAUUGUAUGAAUGAGUGUGCUUUAUGUAAUGUUUACACAAAGAAAUGCCUGAUGUGCAAGCAAGGAUAUUAUUUAAAUGAUAGCAAUAUAUGUGUCAAUAGUUAAAGUGGAAAUAUAGAUUACCUUAACAAAGUUUAGCCUACUCUUUUAACAGUAAAUAUACCAAGCAUUUCUGGCUGUAAAAGCUGCCCAUAAUUCUGUCAAAGCUGCUACGAAGGAAAUAAAUAUUUCAGCUUUACAAGUUAUUUAACUUAGUUUAGUACGGUUUUGACCGAUAGUUAGAGAAUAGAUUAUCUAAAAAUGUUCUCAGCAUCUGUUAUAUGUACUUAAUGCAUGCAAGGUUAUAUUUUAAAUUAGUCUCUAUAAAUUUGUGAGCCUAUUUGUGGUAACUCUUGCAAUUAAUGUGUUUCUUAAUAAAUUUCCCCUACAGUUACAUACGCCAAGUGUUUGAGUUGCACCAAUUCUAAUGGUUACAUUCUUACAUAAGAUUAUUUGAAUUUCUUAAACUCUCAAUUCUAUCUAACAUCAACAAAUUAAAUCACAGUUGAUGUUAAUUUCUUAAUAAACCCAAGUUCCAACCAAUAGGAUUGCUAAUUAUGUCCCCUUACUUGUUAAACAUGCAUAUACACUGGAAAUCAAAGUUCAAGUAUGAGUCAGUAAAUAGAUUUUAACAUUUAUUAAAGCUAAUGCUUAAAUUGCAGAUAAAAUGUAAUAGUGCAAUCUAGUUCUAUUUUAUCUGAAUAUUUAAUAAAAAAACCAAUUAUCAUGUAUAAUUAAGCUAUUUAAAAAUGUGUAAUUGCUGAUUCUUAAAUGGGCUUUGCAAGCCAAAUUACAAAAGAUUAUUUCGUAAUUUGUGGUACUUAAUUCGACCUUAAUUAUGUAGGAAGUGGUACUCCAUAAGAUCCAUUCAUUUUUGAAAACUUAAUAGCAUAGUCUUAAGAUUUAUUUCUCCCAUUCAAUACUAAUUAAAGUGAUAUUCUUAUGCACUAAUACAUCUUAAAUGAAAUAGGUGUUAUAAAUAUUUCAAUUAAUAUUUAUUUCAAUUAAAAUGGAGUUUGCAAGAUGAAUAGUAUGAAUUUGAUUAGCAAUUUAUACUAAAAUGUUAACAGCUUAAAAAACUACAAUUUAUAAUUAAAUUCCUACAUCAUUUAAAAUGGAAAGUUGAAAUUACAAAAUGGCAAUGCUAUUUUUAACUUAGGGUAAAAUAUGGUCAUAUAAGGGUUCAAUUAAGUGAAUAUAUUAAACAUUUAAUUUUAGAAUAAUGGUAUUAAAGUUAUGCUAAACACAAAGUUAGAUAAUACUCAACAAGAUCUUUCUCUUGAAUUGCAAAAUGUUUAGUUUAUUUAAUCCAACAACAUCAAUAAUACUAACUCAUUGAUAUAUUUAGCUUAGAUUCCAUAAAAUUUAAAUUUGAUAAAUGUGAUAUUUUAAAACAAAAUCUAGCAAUUAAAUGAUUUUAUACAAAUAGGACAAAUCUAUAAUGGGUAUAUUGAUUCUUUCUUCAACAUUAAUAUCUAAAAUUUAGUCAUUAGCAACUGCAUGCUUUCAUAGCAAGCUUCAUUGAUCUCAAUACCAUUAGCAACUUAAUUUAGCAUAGCAGUACAAAAUAUCACUAUUUCACAAAGCUAAUUUCUUUCGGGCGCAACAUUUAUGAGCCAAUCUUCUUCAAUUUCAUUAGAAUCAUAGAUUUUUUAAUUACCAAGCUUGACUCAAGCAUCUUUUUCUUAGAUUUUAUUAUAAAAUUCUAUUUUGUCUGAUGUUUAAGGUUUGAUUGGUUUCUUUUUAAUUUAAUAACUAAAUAUUUAAGGAGUUGUUAUUUAAAAUUGUACCCUUAAUAAUACUUCUGUUUUCUAGUCAAGCAAAAUGUCCUUAACCAACUUGAAUAUCUUUUAAAAUCUUCUUAAUAUGACUUAUUUUAUCAACACUAUAACAAUUAAUGUAGCACAAAUUUAAACAUUGAGCUCAAACUCAUUAGCCUUCAACAUUUAAAAUAUAAAUUUUCAAAGUAAUAACAUUACUAUGCCAGUAACAACCAAUACAAAUAGUUAUGGUAUCCUUAUUAAUAUUGGGCUAUUCACUAUGAUAUAUUCAUAAACUCAGGUAGCAGUUUCUGGAGUGCUUAUUUCCAAAAAUCUGUUUUUAAAUCCUUAUUUGUAAGAAGGUUCAUACAUUUUGAUCUAAUCCUUCUAUAAUGUCAACUUAUCUGGUGUCUAAGUAAUUAAUAAUGACAACAUACCAAUUAUUUAAAUAAAAAAUACUAUGACCACUCUAAUAAACAAUAUAGCUAUUCAAAAUGACAUCUUGAGUUAAAUGAGCUUUUCAAUAAUGUAGAUUAUCAAUCCUAGGUAGUAUUUAUAGAUAAAUAAUAUAACUUCUAUAAAUUGCAAUUAUGUCUAAAGUGCUAUUUAAUUGAUUACUAAUAAUGAGAAUUACUUUUAUAAUUCAGCUAAUUAAAUUUCUCUUUAACAAAUAACUGUAUUAGUGAGUAAUUUAAAUAUCAGUCUUAGUUAGUUAAAUUUAUCAAGAUAAUUUUCAUAAAUUUCUUUAAUUUGUGUCAAUGCUUAGUCUUCUUAGCUAUAACUUACUUUUUCACAGAUAAUUUUAUAGAAUAACAUAUAUGUCAAUCCGAACAAUCAAUAAAGCUUAAGCAGUAACUUAGGUUUGAUGAUUCAAUCCUUGUUUUCUACAGUUACAAUUAAUAAUAGUUCAUUUAUAAAUAACCAAUACCCUACUUCUUAAAUUGGUUUAAUUUAUUCUGAAGUGUAUUCAUUAAUUAUUUAAAAUUCUAACUUUACAAAUAAUAACUUCAACCCUAGUUCAAAAGUGAAUGCAUUUUAAACCUAUGGUGGAAUUGGUUAUUUAAUCGUGGUGAAUUCUCUACUCAUCAACAACUCUUAUAUACAAAACACAUAGGCCUUUUAAGGAGGUUGUUUUAGCGUAUUUCCAAACAACUUAGCUACCAUGUAAAUUUAAAACUCAGUUAUCUAAGGUUGUUACUCAGAGUAAAGCUCUGGUGGUUUUAUGUAUGUAAAUUCAAUCAUUCAACAAAGUAUUACGAUUUAGGCAAUUAACACCUAAUUUAUCUAAAACUACGCUUAUCAAGACUCUGCCAUCUUUUUCAUUUUGCCCGUAAAUAAUCUUUAAAUGCAGAUACUUUCCUGCACUUUCAGCAAUAAUUAUGCACACAACGGGAAAAUAAUUCUCUAUCAGAUAACUAAUAUCCAAGGUAACUAGUAGACUAAAAUUUUACUGAGUUAGUCUUAAUUUACUGAAGACUAAAAUGUAAUGAAUCAAUUAAGCAAAAGAGCAAACUCAUAAAUAAAUUAGCAGUAUAAUUUAUUCUAUUUGAUAUAUCUCUCGGUUUUUAAUAUAACUUAGUGUACCUUUUAGAUUUAGAAUAGCUAAAUUAUUUUUAUAAAUAAUGCCAUCAGUCAUUUCAUUUAAAAUACCACAAUAUCUAUGAACCAAGAUUUAAGUUCUAACUCUUUGUUUAACUACACAAAAUUAUAAUCAAUAUAAUAUGAAAACAUGAAUGUGCAAAGGGCUUAGCUUAGCUAAUAAAUUUAUUGCUCUAUCUGCUUGUUCUAGAUUUCUAAUUUACAAAUAAUAUCAAGUUAAUUUAGCAAUAUUUAAUGUGUAAAUUGUGUAAGUGGGAACGUUUAUAUAUUUUCAGAUUCUUUAACAAUCAAUAAUUCCUUGUUUUAAAACAACACAUCUCAGAAUGGAGGUUCAUUAUAUUUACAGUAAAUAGGUAUGCAGUCAAUGCCAGUAAUUUAAAACUGCUAAUUUUUUUCAAAUAAAGCACUUAAGAGCGGAGGCUCUAUGUAUUUAAAUAGUGUGCAGAAUUUAGUUAUUAACAACACUUUAAUUUCAUCUAAUUAAGCCUUUUUAGGAGGAGGAAUAUAUGUGGACAACUAUGCAUUUACUUUAUAAUAUUCUUAACUAUACAACAAUUAUGCUUAAGUAGGAGGUGGUAUAUAUGGCAACAAUAUCCUACCAAGAUUUCAAUCAAUAAAAUAUUAAAAUAUAAUAUCAAAUAAUUAAGCUUAAUAAUAUGGAAAAGAUUAUUAUGCAUUUCCCUAAAAAUUAAAACUCAUAAAUCCAAGCACUUACUAAAUUAAUGACACAGAUUCAAUAACAGUAUCAAGUGGAAAUAUGGCAGAAAGCUUUUAUUUGGCUUUUCUAGAUUAAGAUAAUGUUGUUAUAAAGCAAAUAUACACAGUUAGUCCUUAAAUAACAGAUCCUUACUUAGUUUCAAUAAAUAUCACUAAUUCAACAAGUAAAGAGAUAAAAAUAGACAAAAUAACAGCAUAAAUGUAAAAUGGAUAUGGAGGUUUGAUUAAUUUUUCAGAAUCGAAAUUAACAGUGAAAUAAUUAAAUAAAAAUGUCAGUCUAACUAUUUAUUCAAGCCUAAUGUAACAAGUUAAAAACAUAACAAAUUAUGAAUAUAAUUUAAAUGUCGAAUUCCGCCCUUGUAUUUUAGGAGAAGAAUAAAAACCAGACUAAGAUGGUUUUUAAACCUGCUAAACUUGUCGAUCAGGUAGUUUCUCUUUGGUUGCAGGAGAAUCAUGCAGAGAAUGCCCUUACUUUAGUGACGGUUCAGCAGCUGUUUGUGAUGGUGGCUCUUAAGUGAGACUUCCACCAGGAUAUUGGAGAUCAGAUUAAAGUAGCUAUGAUAUAUUCUAUUGUGAGAGUAAACCAGAAAACUGUGUUGGAAACAGACUCGGAGAUUUCGAUCAAAACAAAUUAGAUUUUUAUUGCGAUUAAGGAUACAUAGGAGCAUUAUGUGAAGUAUGCGAUACAGAUGGUUCAGUGUGGGGAUAAAGAUAUGGCUAAAAAUCAAAUUUCAUUUGCACUCUUUGUUCAGACACUAAGUCAAGUACAUCGUCUUCCAUUUUAUUGUCAUUCCUUAUAAUCAUAAUAAUCGCAUUCACUGUUUCAAAAACGCUUAAACUUAUAACAACAUCUGUUUACUUUGAUAUGCUAGUGGAAUGUAACGCUAUUGUUAGUAGUAAAGGAAGUUAUUCUUUAGAUUUCGCAGCUAUUUAUGUUAAACUGUUCAUUCAUUACUUUUCCUUAAUUGUAUUUUUACUGUAAUUUAAUUUGGAUGUGCAAGGUGAUUUGUAAACUGCAUCGAACUAUGUUGCUAAUCCUUUAUAAGGAAUAAUAUUUAGCUUAGAUUGCUAACUCUCAAAGAGAAACUAAAACAUGCCUUUAGUUUAUUAUAAAUUUAGUUGGAUGAUUAUAAUACCUUUUAUUUUAUUCAUUCUUUAUAUUUCCUUUUGCUUUAUCUUGAAAGUAUUAAGGUUGCAUAGAAUACCCAUGAAAUUCUUGACAUCAAUAGGAUUAGCCUUUAGUUUUAUUUUCUUCCAUUCUCCUGUUGUCAGUUCUGCAAGCGGAUUAACUUUCUGUAGGAAAUUUGGAUAGAAUAAAUAUAUUCUAAGCAACUUAUCUAUGGAAUGCUACACAAGUGAGCAUUUAUACUAUAUCAGUAAUCUUAUCGUUCCAACUCUAGUAAUAGUGUCUGUAAUUAUUCCAUUAGGAGUAUUUGCUCUAAUGAAUAAAAACAGGAAAAGACUGAAAAAAAUAUCUGUAAGAUUUGAUUAUAGUUUGUUUAGCUUGGGUUACACUGAAAAGUUCUACUACUGGGAACUUUUAAAAUUAGAAACAAGGGUUAUAAUGAUUCUAAUUAUGAAUAUUUUCUACUCUAAUAUAGCUAUUAAAGGAAUAUUGGUCUUACUCAUAAACAUCAUAUAUAGUUAUGUUGUUAGCAAGAUAAAUCCUUAUAUAAGAGGUCAAUUGAAUUAAGCUGAAAUAAAGGUCAAUAAUGUAAUAGGCUUUAGUCUCAUUUUAGGUGUGCUACUAAAUAAUGAUGAAUACAGAGCAAUAAGAAUUUUAUCCUAUAUAGUGUUAGCCUUAGUGAAUUCUUUCAUCGUUUUAUAUUUACUAUCAAAUAUUUUUAUUACCUUGAAUCAUUAUAUCAAAAAAUUCCUCUUUUACUUAAAAGAAAAUUUCCCAUACUUAAAAUCCAUCAUCAAAGUUAGUUAUGCUGACCAUGAUAAAAUAAAUAGACUUUGGAGAAGACUUUCAAGGUAUAUAGUUAGAUAUUAAUUUAGGAGACGUGAAGAUAAAAAUUGCUCCUUUUACAAGGGAGAUAAGCUUGAUUCUAAAGAGUUAAGUAUAUUCACAUAAGAUAAAGAUUAACCAACCAGAUUUACAUUAAGCUAAUCCCUCAAAAAGAGAGCCUUAUUAAUAUAGUCAUAAAUUUAUUAAAGGUUAGGGAAUAAAGAUUUAGCUCUAAUAUGUAAGCUCAAAUCAGACGCAAUAACAGGAAUUCAAUAAGAAGAUGCUAAAGGAUUCUUCGUGCCUACAACAAUAAGAUAACCUAAAUUGUAUUCUAAUAUGCCUAAGUCACCACAAAUCUAACAAAAAAUAAAUGAAAGUAUUAGAAAUUCUCAAAAAUAUAUUAAAUGA
Molecule: messenger RNA, 10389 nt
Organism: Tetrahymena thermophila SB210
Lineage: Eukaryota; Ciliophora; Oligohymenophorea; Hymenostomatida; Tetrahymenidae
Product: transmembrane protein, putative
Exons: 32
Source: RefSeq, a predicted model, not a curated record